AUGGGUGAAGGAGAGGCAUCAGAGAAGCUAGGGGCAUCAGACGUGAAAGGAGAGGGGGUGGAAAAGAUUGAGGCUGUGAUGGAGAAGAAUGAGGAGCAAAAUGGAGUGACAGAAAUAGUUGAAGAUAAAAAGGAUGAAUGGAAAGUUGAGGUCCAGAAAAUGGUUGCAGACAAAAAGGAGAUCAAAGAAAGCAAGGGAACUGAAGAAAAAGAAGCGGAGGAGGAAAAUUUAUCAGGUGGAAGCAAAAAGGAAGAAGAAAAUGAAGAAAUGGGAGAGGAAGAGCAUGAAACUACAGGAGAUACGGGAAACGAAGCAACCAAGAAUGAGGCAAUGGAAGAUGGCUCUGGGAAGACCCCUGAGGAGGAGAUGGAGGGUAAGGUUGAAGAGGGGGUUGCUGGAGCAAAAGAGGAAGAAAAACUGGGACAUAAUAAAGAGAAAAAAGGCUCGAAGAAGCGUCCUAGAACAAAAAGUAGUGCUGCAAAAAAAGAGAAAAGUACGAUGAAUGAAGCUGUAGAGAAGAAAGAAAAUGAUAUGAAAACCCCAACAGAGAAAAAACCAAAAGAGCCUAAAACCCCUAAGGAGAGAAAAGAGCCGACAAGCCCUACAGCUCCUGCAAUUCAACGUCCUGUACGUGAACGGAAAUCUGUAGAAAGGUUGGUCACCACUAUUGAGAAAGAUACUUCCAAGGAAUUUCGACUUGAAAAGGGUCGUGGCACUGCACUGAAAGAUAUUCCUAAUGUGGCAUACAAGUUGUCAAGAAGGAAGAGUGAAGACACUUUCAAAUUGCUGCAUACAAUUCUUUUUGGAAGGAGGGGAAAGGCAGCUGAAGUCAAGAACAACAUAUCUAGAUUUUCUGGAUUUGUGUGGCAUGAUGAUGAGGAAAAGCAAAUGAGGAAACUAAAAGAAAAACUUGACAAAUGCGUCAAAGAGAAAUUGGUGGAAGUCUGUGAUGUUCUUGAUAUACCAGUUUCCAAAUCUACUACAAGGAAGGAAGACAUAAUUGCAAAGUUGAUAGAUUUUUUGAUGGAUCCUCAUGCAACAACCAUCGAGUUGCAUGCUGAAAAAGAACAGUUGGGCAAGGACAAAAAGAGAAAGAAAGUCAGCAAAAGCAAUAUAUCAAUAUCUGGGAAUGCAUCUUCAAAAGGUUCUGCCAAGAGUCAAAAGAGAACUGAGACUGCAUCUGAAAAAGGGGGGGAGGAAAAGAGCAUGCCUGAAUUUGAUGAUGAAACAGAAGAAGAGAAAGAUGAAGCACACGAAGAGGAAAUUGUUAAUGGUGUUCCUGAAAGAUCAGAAAGUGAGACAUCUGAUCAAGGUGAAAGUGAGAAGGAAGGCGCAUCCGAAGACGAGCCCGACGAGGACAAAGGAAAGCAAAAGCGAGGUUCAGCAAAGAAGGGAUCUGGCGAAAAAGCCAAAACUAAGAAAGUUACAAUCUCUAAGAAGGCUACUCCUCUGCCUAAAAAAGCACCUGCAAAAUCACCAUCCAGUCAUUCAAAAUCUAAUAAUGAUAGUGUGAAGAAGCCUUCCAGUAAGAAGAAAAAUGAAGCAGUUAAGGAGAGGUCAUCAACUUUAAAGAAAUCUGCAUCAAAGGAGACAACUGGGAAAAAGGUUGUGAAAGGUAACGGCAAGUCCAAGGAGGACAAAGUAAAGCCAAGUGACGAAGAACUUAAGAAUUCGAUGUGUGAGAUUCUCAAAGAGGUGGACUUCAAUACGGCCACCUUCACUGAUAUUCUAAAGCAGCUCGCUGAGCGAUUCAAUGUGGAUCUGACACCGAGGAAAUCAUCAAUAAAGCUCAUGAUUCAGGACGAGCUAACAAAACUAGCCGAAGAACAAGAUGACGAAGAGGAUGAAGGUGAUGCCGAGAAAAAUGUUGAACAAUCUUCUAGCCGAGGUGCACAGGCCUGA
This is a messenger RNA of Fraxinus pennsylvanica, 1902 nucleotides long. The record is from the annotation of a GenBank genome assembly. Lineage: Eukaryota; Viridiplantae; Streptophyta; Magnoliopsida; Lamiales; Oleaceae.